This is a messenger RNA of Rotaria sp. Silwood1, 1290 nucleotides long. The record is from the annotation of a GenBank genome assembly. NCBI's taxonomy places the organism in Eukaryota, Metazoa, Rotifera, Eurotatoria, Philodinida, Philodinidae.
AUGUCUCAACAUCCUUGUACAAUAUCUGAAUGUCCACGUACAUCGAGAGUAUUAUGUUAUUGUUGUAAAAAUAAUUACUGUAUUGAACAUUUAAAAGAUCACAAUGAUAUAUAUUUAUCUCAAUUAUAUCAAUUAACAAAUGAUAUAAAUAAAUUAUCAGAAUAUUUUCGUGGUCAAUAUCGUCAACAACUUGACCAAUGGCGACAUGAAUCACAUCAAACAAUUGAUUUAUAUUAUGAAAAAAAAUGUCAAGAAUUAGACAAUAAAACUAUUCAAAAUGAAACAAUAAAUCAAAAUCGUCAAGUUAUUGAAUGGAUUAAAUUGAAAAUUAAUCAACUUAUACGUGAACAAGAUACAACUCAAGAACAAAUUGAUUCAUUAAAAGCUGCAACAAAUGCUGUAAAACGUGAAAUUGAACAAAUACCAACAGAAGAUUUUCAAUUAAAUAUUCCACCAUUAAUUCUUGAUGAAAAUUUUAUUCAAAUAGAAAAACGACGUUCUACUUUUAAUUUACAUGCAACAAUAAAAUCAUUGUUUUUAACAAAAAAAAUAAUAACAGAUGAUUCUCUUGUUAUGGCAAAUAAUUCCACAUAUUUCUUAAUUAAUCAACAAUCAAAUUUAUGUUUGUAUGAUAAAAAUUUAAAUAUGAUUAAACAAGUAAUAUGGGAAUAUGGCUGUAUAUGGGAUAUGUGUAUGUCAAAUACACUUUCAAAAUUUAUUCUAGUCGCAGAAAAUGGAGUCUUUACCUUAGAUGUAACAACAAUGAUAAUUGAACAAGUCAAAAGUUUAUCAAAGGAAAAUACAUUCUGGUAUUGUUGUGCAUGUUCAAAUAAAAGUCUAUUUUUAACUACACAACAAUUAAAUACAACAAUAUAUGAAUAUGUUUUAAUACAAAAUAAUUUCUCAUUGAAACGACAACAAAUAUAUUGUUCAAAUAACGAAUAUAUUGAACAUAUGAAGUGUACAAAAGAUUUAUUAGCUUUAAUUAUUUUAAAUGAUUCAACUGGUGAAAGACGUUUAGAUAUGUGUUCAACAUUAACAUUCGAUCAACUUUGGACUAUCUCACUUAGUAUAAAUGAAAAACUUAAUGUUGUAUCAUGUUGUUCAUUAAAUGAGAAAGGUUGGUUAAUUGUUAAUGUUGCUCAAGCACGUCUUAUUCAUGUUAAUAAUCAGGGAUAUAUGAAACAAAGUAUUAUAUAUAAACCAUUACCCCAAUAUGCUAUUCAAUUUGAUGAUGAUACUCUUGCUAUUUUAACUGAAAAUGGUAUCAAUUUACAUAAAAUAGAAUAA